Molecule: messenger RNA, 4895 nt
Organism: Schistosoma turkestanicum
Lineage: Eukaryota; Metazoa; Platyhelminthes; Trematoda; Strigeidida; Schistosomatidae
Source: the annotation of a GenBank genome assembly
CCGUCAUCUUGUUUUGUCCUUGAAGAUUGGUAGACAGUUAUGUAUCAAAAUUGCUAGUUGCCAAGUUCAUCGCGCUGUAACGCCUCGUUAAUAAUGUGAUACAAUUAUGCCUAACAAUAAUUCGGAGAAAAAAUUGACAAAUUUCUGAUGUCAGAGUCCCAGGAACAUACUCAGCUCAAUUUUUUUAACCUGAACUUUGGUGCAUGGAAUAAUGGAUCUAACAUGGAACUAGUCAAUAAUGAUAUUUGGCCUCUCAACACAGAUUCUUUUCUCGCACAUCCUAAACUGAGCAAUAUAGCUAUUCCACCCCCGAAACAACCGGAAAAACUAACUGUAGACUCUAAGUCGGAUGCUCCAGAGAUGCGUAGGUCACUUUUAUUUUUAAUGUCCACAGUUUCAUGGUCUCCCAACAACCCUUUGAGACCCCCCAACAAGAUGUCUAUUUGGUCAAGUGAUAUGCAGCUAUCAGAAGCGAAAUCAUCAGGCGCUCCCAACCAACUUUGGGGGAGUUCAACUAGUCAGAGUAACCCACUCGCCUGUGAUGAUGUCUGGGACUCGUCUCAUGAUCCUGUGUUCCAAAUACCUAGGGUUAAUAAUGACAUUGAUUAUUGGAAGUUUAGUCCUCCACACUGCAUUGGUUCUCUCACAAAUGUGCCUAUCACUGUUGCGGAGUCAGAUGUCUUAAGUGAUGCAUCCAGGUCUUCCAGUUUACCUCAUAGUAGCCCUGCUAGUAACCUUCCCGAUGUUACUGCAAUGCUUUCUGGCCUGGCUCUUACUCCUAGGAAUUCUGAGGAGUCACCAUCUCAUGUUAAAACAUCUGUCGGCUGUGUUAACGAAAAUGAUGUUGCGUUCACAACAGAACAGCUCUGUGACCGACUAAUCAAUACAAACGAAGGUUGGGGGCGACGACCAAUCGAUCAAGCAACACCUUGGGAACCAUUAGAUCCAAAGUUAAGUGAUCAAGUAAAUCGCAGUGGCAUAACUACACCUACACCAGGAGCUUGCCCUUCUGGAUACAUAGUGGGGAAUCUUCGAAUAUCUCAAACUCACUCAUCUGAUUCUAACGUUUGGGCAAGUGAACCACCAACAGGAACAGGGAUAUGGGAAAUGCAUUAUGAAAGCUUGGGUGGACGUUCGGCUGCAUGGCAGGCAGAAUCACAGUCCUCAACUUACCGUGAUGUUUCGUCUGUCGCCCAUAUUAACCCUAACGCUUUAGUGAACUGUAAUAUGAACGCAAAUUCUCGCAGUGUGACACAAGUGCCACCUAAUAACCGUCUUAAUACUUGUCGCGAUUGGGAAGAUAAUGAAAAUAGAUUAUCCAAAAACUGGAAUACUGGCCUCUCUGGAUCCUCAGACCGUAGCAGCUUGUUGUGGAACGCAUCCGUGUGUGUGACAGAUAACGAAGAUGGUGUUAGUGGAGGCAUCAUCCACAGACGCCCACCAGUGACAGCUGCUUCCAAUCAGGAAACUUUUUGGAAUAGUGGGACUGCUGUUCAACAAUCCAAUGGUCGUCCUGUACUUGGUAAUACUCGCCCCAUACUUCCGACACACAAUCCACCAGAUGAGUUCUCUUGGGAUCCUGAUUCGAAUUUGUUGAGAUCCGGUGUAAAUCCAAACGGUAUCGCCUCGUGGGACACAUCACCCAAUGGGGUGGUCAGCACCAGUUGGGGGACUCCUGCAACUCCAAGUUUAAUAAGUUCUAUGCAAACUCACUUCCCACCUGUUUCGGAUGAUGUUAGACGUCCACAGAAUUUCAUGGGUCCUAAUUCACUUCCUCAGGGGUCUGAACGACUACAAAUUCACCCAUAUAGUAAUACCUAUCGCGCGGAUUUGGUUAAAUAUUUAAUGAGUCAGGGAUUUAAGAAGGAAGAUGCACAUGCUGCGUUAAUUGCCUGCAAUAUGGAACCAGAUAAAGCUAUAAUUGAAUUGCGAGAGCGUUACAGCACCAACAGAACUAUGAACUCCAUGGCACAACCUCCAGAGCUUAAUCGUAAUUUUGGAGUUAACAACUCUCUUCACACUGUAUCGCGAAAUGGACCUAUGAACCAGCUGUCAAAUGAUGCAUCGUUAUCACAGUUUGCACCUUCUGGAAAUAACUCGUCAGUGUCUGCACAAAAUCAUCGUAUUAAGCAACCAGGGUCGUGCGUAACUACGCAAAGUAAUACAACUCAACUUUUAUCUAUGCAACCAGUUCCUAACUCUCAGUUCAUGCGACAGCAAAUUACUCAACAGGUCCGAUCUGCCUUAAACCUUUCCCUUCCAAGUCCGUUGAAUGUUCCAAUGAAUGGUAGUGCCACAGUUGGUACCUGUGGUGGUUCACUUUUGGGCCAACCUCCACCUCCUUCAUUAUCAAGCGUUAAUCCUAACACACAAACUGCAUCGUCUGCUAAUUCUCAUCUAAUCACUAGCCUAUCAACUACUUCUAGUUUAUGUCCUAUCAAAAAUAAUCGUACACCGAUCGGACCAACAUCUUUCAACCAAAACUCAACAAAACGGUCACCUCGUCAAAUGUCAAUUAUCAACUCCAUCAUUGAACUGCAAAAAAAACAUCAAAGCAUUCAACACCAGCUAACUAUGUAUCAUAAUAACCCUGCCCUUCGUUCACAACCUCAGUAUGCAGAUGUAUUUGUCGAACUCCAAGGUCAAAUGCAACAGAUUGAAACUCAAUUACACGCAAAGCGAGCUCAACUUAACUUAACUCGUGCUCAUGAUCCUGCAACACAAACAGUAAAGACAUCUUUAUUGCCUCCAAACGGUACCGAUAUUUCUGAUAACUCAUUUCCUGCUAUUGGAACGUGGAUGGCACCUUCUCCGCAUUGUGGUGAAAAUUUUGAUAAAAAUGUAGUGGAUGGUUCAGUUUCUAAAAUGAACAAUUUCACACGCACUCCUACUAGCAAGAUAUCAGAUAAUUGGUCUCCUACAUUGUCUUUAUCUGUCACAAGUCCAUCCUGUUCUAAUAAUCGAUCCGCUCAAAAUCAAUGGCAACAAACAAAUAGUCAACCACGAUGCACUUUAGAGAGUAACAUCAUAAACUUUCCGGUGUCAAAAAAUAAUUUUCCAUCAGCUAACUUAUCUAAUGAUAUUCAAGGUCAAUGGCUAUUGGUGCAACCACUCUUAGGAGGAUGGAACGGUAUAAACAUUCACAAUCUGCAAAAUAUUUUAUCAACUCAUUUUAAACUUACUAGUUUUCAUGUUUUGAAUCCAAGCAGCUGUAGCGUACUAAUCAGACUUCAAAAUAUGGAGGACUCAUUGCAGUUAGUGAAAACUUUUGCCGAUCGUUUAUCUCUACAACCGUUGUCCGAUCUCGACGCUCGUCUUCAUUUGCAACAACUAUCUUUAAACACUGGCGUGGAUGGUCUAACAUCUAAUCAAUUUACUAAUAAUACAUUAUCUGAAAUGCAUGCCACAUCAUCCAGUUUGAAUAGCAACGGACAAUUUUACUUCCCCAUGAAUUCGAAUAACAAAAAACCUAAUCCUCAUAUAUCUCGUUUUGGAAUAACUGUAUGUGGAAGCAAGUAAUGAUUUGUUUUUAUGAGAAAAAUGAUUGCUUUGUGGAAUCUCUCAUUCCUUGAUUUUUCUUAGGGAAGUCUUCCAAUCUCAACGCUUUUGCGUUCAGAUUCAAGUCUCUAAAGUGCAGCUAAAAACUGUCAGUCUAAAAGUUGAUCACUCUUCUCAAACUUCUUUAAUUAUGCUCAAGUUUCGUCAGUAUGUUGUUGUAUUACUCUUUCAAUACCACUACACUACUACUAUUUAAGUUCAUUGUUUGCUGUGCCUACGAACAUUCUGUGAUCCAAUGUUAUUACAAUCAUGGGUUUUGACUUUACAAAAUUAUAUAUGCGGAUCAAAACUAGUCAGAAUUGCCUUGUUGAUUACAAAUGUCCUUUUUAUUCAUAUCUUUCCCAUCUUAUAUAUAUAUAUCUAUAAAACAUAUACCUCAUUGCCUUUCAUACAUUAUUUCUGUGUGUCUGUGAAUGUAUUCUGACUGUUUUGCUUGUUGAGUAUUUCAGUUCAUUGUUUUUAAACCGUCCAAUUUUAGUAGUCUUUCAUUUGUGUGCUUUGAUUGGACAGUUUCUAUGACCUAUAAAUCAUUGUUUCAUUGACCACUUACUUAUCUUCCUGUAAAGAGACUUCUAGUAUCGCUAAAAACUAAAUCUAUGUUUUCUGCUUAUAAAAUCGAGUGUAUUCCUGCUCCAUUUUUCCAUAUCUAGGUUGUCCUAUAUAUAUAUAUUAUAUUGAUAUACCUUUACUGAAAUAAAUUGUACUCCCUUAUGUCUCUCUCUACAUGUGACAUAUUUUGUCUGUUUUCAUUCAGUUAAUCAAUGCUAAACUGAGAAUGUAUUCUUCCAUCUUAUUAUAGUACAACACACAGACCAUGUCUUUUUUAAGACCCCUAACUGUGAUGUAUUUACGUAUGCUCAUUGUGUUCUAUUUUUUCCUCAUUAUUUCUUUCAUCUUUAAAAUGUAAAAUUACUUAGCCAAUCAUCACUACUCGUAUAUGCAUACACACUGCCCUAAAUAUAUAGACCGGUGCAAUAUGUUUCUUGUCCCCUCAAAUUAUGCUCUAAACACAUUACUUACCUACCUCUUAAAAUAGCAGUAAUUUUGUUUGCUAAGUUUAUAGUUCAUGCACCGUGUGUGUGUGUGUAUUUGUAUGUGUGUGUGCGUGCCCGAUCAAUAAUCCUUUUUUGUUCUUAAACAUUAAUAAAAGUGUGCAUCUUAUUAUCUUAUCAAAAUAUCACAUCAUCUAGUAGUAAGUUAUAAUGAAUAAAAGAACUACAACCGUACUUUAUCAUCAGAAAUGUUAUAAUUUUUGCAGAUCUAACUGAAAUUACAUAACUUCGUUAUCAUUCUUAUUAAAACUUGACGAAAAACUACUCAUAUAUAUAUAUAUAUAU